Molecule: messenger RNA, 2447 nt
Organism: Hippocampus zosterae (dwarf seahorse)
Lineage: Eukaryota; Metazoa; Chordata; Actinopteri; Syngnathiformes; Syngnathidae
Gene: egln1a
Product: egl-9 family hypoxia-inducible factor 1a
Exons: 5
Coding region: 333-1445 (370 amino acids)
Biological process (GO): cellular response to hypoxia; peptidyl-proline hydroxylation to 4-hydroxy-L-proline
Cellular component (GO): nucleus; cytoplasm
Molecular function (GO): L-ascorbic acid binding; ferrous iron binding; peptidyl-proline 4-dioxygenase activity
Source: RefSeq, a predicted model, not a curated record
GUCAGAGCAGGCGGGCCGAGGACAGGCUGGGAAACAAGAGCGUCGCCAUGCACCACCCGCGUAUCCACAGCUAGCUUGUAGAAUGCCCCAUGAAGACCUCGACACAGGCCGUUUUGCUCGCUCCGGGCCACACAUUGUCGCGUUAUUUCUUAGACUCAACAUGUGGGGAGGUAGCGGGUGUUAUGGAAGAGACGGCUUUUAAGUUCGACUCCAGGGUUUCGCUCGGUGUAGCGUGGCAAGAGGCGGUGGACCACUUCCAAAGUUGUCGGUUAGCAGGGCGCGUGUGAAGGGUUGGAAUUAAAGGCGCCGCGCGCCCGUUUUUAGCGGCAAACAUGGAGAAGCAGCAAAACGAUUUGGAGCGAGAGCGCCAGUACUGUGAACUUUGUGGGAAAAUGGAGAACCUUUUGAAGUGCGGUAGGUGUCGGAGCUCCUUCUACUGCAGCAAGGAACACCAAAAGCAACACUGGAAAGAACACAAACUUAUUUGCAAGGAAGUGGACAAGACGCAACCACCUAAACAGAAGCUCGAUCAACCGCCCGGGGAUGAGAAGGCGCCAGAUAAAUGCCCGAAGAAGAACAGCCACGAGCAGGCAGACACCGAUGCGCCUUCGCCACAAACCACAAACACGGAGCAGCAGGAGGGUGGAGAGCAUUUGGCUGAGGAUGGCCCCAACUAUCCCGCCACACCUAAUGGACAAACGACAUCUCCACAGAAACUGGCCACGGAGUAUGUCAUCCCGUGUCUGAACAAGCACGGCAUCUGCGUGGUAGACGACUUCAUGGGCGAGGAGACUGGGCUCAGCAUCCUGGAGGACGUCAAGGCCCUGCAUAAAACCGGCCGGUUCACGGACGGUCAGGUGGUCAGCCAGAAAAGUGACUCAACUAAAGACAUCCGUGGGGACAAAAUCACGUGGGUGGACGGGAACGAGGCCGGCUGUGAGAAGAUCCGCUUUCUCACCAGUCGCAUGGACAACUUGGUCAGACAUUGUAACGGCAAACUGGGCAACUACGCCAUCAACGGAAGGACAAAAGCAAUGGUAGCUUGUUACCCUGGAAACGGGACCCGUUACGUGCGCCAUGUGGAUAACCCCAACGGCGAUGGACGUUGUGUCACAUGCAUAUAUUACCUUAAUAAAGAUUGGAAUGCCCAGGAACACGGCGGCCUUCUUCGAAUCUUCCCAGAAGGAAGUGACCAAGUUGCCGAGAUAGACCCCAAAUUUGACCGUCUACUUUUUUUCUGGUCAGACAGACGAAACCCCCAUGAGGUUCAGCCUGCUUAUGCUACCAGCAGGGAAUCAGUGUUCCCAUUAUGUCUCUGCAGGUAUGCCAUUACCGUGUGGUAUUUUGAUGCAGAUGAGCGAGCCAGAGCUAAAGAAAAGUACCUAACAGGUGCAGGAGAAAAAGGAGUAAAGGUUGAACUCGGCAAGCCAUCCGAUCCCAGCUAAUGCAAAGACUGCGCCAGCUCCAGGCAGCCAAUAAGUGCUCUGUCCCCAGAAAGUGGCCCUUAGACACCAUGUGUAUGUUUUACAUGAAGCGGCGGGAAUCUGAUUGUGGAUGGUUUUGGAAGAAAAAAAACGAGCAUACGCAGUCAAGUGCGUUCAUAUUAAGUCAACCUUGACAGCCCAACGGACUUUGAAUGUCAUGCCAUUGUACCGAAAGGGAUGGUGUGUCUUUUUUUUUUUUUACUUCCCUCUCCUGGCCAGCCCAUCGUCUAUUUACAAAGGUGAACAUUAGCACCACAACCAACACUUUCACAUAACUGGCAGGAAUCAAGCUCAUCUCUCAGUGGAUUCCUUCAAGGUACAGCGUACUGCAUCAACGCCAUGCAUUAUGCUUUUCACAUGGAAUCAUCCUUUAUAUGCUGCUGUCUGGAAAAUGUGCUUGAGUUUGCAACAAUUAUGAAACAGAUAGAUUAAAACCACAUUUAUCCUGACAGAAUCACAAUGGUCUUAGUUUGUGUUUCUUGUCCUCUUCAUCAAAUAAGCUGGAUAGUGUCACCCCUCCAAGAAAGCAAAUCUGAUCUUUGAUGCCCCCUGCGGGACGUCAAUGGUGUAGCACGCAUUGAUUUCUUAUGUUUUCAUAUGUACCUUAAUGCAUUCAUUUCCAUGUAAUGGAAGUUGAAUGACAAAAGGUCACAAAUUAAUUUUGCCAAAUCUGUCUUAAAGUGUUUGUCGCGACUGUUUCGCAUAUUGAGUAGGGAACCCGUUUUGUAUAACUUUAAAAAGACCCUAAUGAGAAAUGAGGGGGAGCUUUUACAGAGUGUUUCCUACAUUUGCCGACGAAUCAGCAGCCAGAAAUAUCUUCAUUAAAUCAGUAGACAGUAUUUAAUUUGUCCAUUUCUAGCACAAUUAAAAUUUCAGGUACAAUCUGUAUGCAUAUCUCUAUACAAUUUGGACUUCAGCCUGAUGAUAAUAGUGUCAAUAAAAUGAGUGAAUUUACAAAGCAAA